Messenger RNA from Alnus glutinosa, 625 nucleotides. RefSeq names its product probable WRKY transcription factor 43. Bases 36 to 524 code for a protein of 162 amino acids. Lineage: Eukaryota; Viridiplantae; Streptophyta; Magnoliopsida; Fagales; Betulaceae. Gene Ontology annotation, molecular function: sequence-specific DNA binding; DNA-binding transcription factor activity. Gene Ontology annotation, biological process: regulation of DNA-templated transcription. The transcript has 2 exons. The record is from RefSeq and is a predicted model, not a curated record.
AAAUCACAUUCGGACAUUCCCAUGUACUUACUUCCAUGGAUCUCGACAUGCACCCUCCACCCCAAUCACUGCUUCAACCCGGACAGGAUAUUCAGAUAGCUUCAGACAUUGACUGGGUGAGCCUCCUUUCUGGUCCCUCCAUAUUUGGCGAUCAGUCCUUAGCAGCUGAGAGUACUGGAGGAGCUAAAAAUGGCAGAAUCAAACAUAAUAGAAAAGCUAGCAGGACCAACAAAGCUAUUCCACCAAAGAUUUCCUUCCAUACUAAGAGCCCCGAUAAUAUUCUAGACGACGGGUACAGGUGGCGGAAGUACGGACAGAAGGCUGUAAAGAACAGCAUCCACCCCAGAAGCUACUACCGCUGCUCAAAUCAUACGUGCAACGUGAAGAAACAAGUCCAACGACUCUCAAAAGAUUCAAGCAUCGUCGUGACAACAUAUGAGGGCAUCCACAACCAUCAUUGUGAAAUGUUGAUGGAGAGCUUAAGCCCACUGCUGAGGCAAUUGCAAUUCCUCUCUGGAAUCUAGAGCCAGUCCUUUUUCUAUGUCUUACUGCAAAAUCAUAAUUGUACAAUGCACUUGCGUCCCUAGUAUUGUCAAAGUAUUAAUUUAAAUAAUUAAAUCAAUCA